GCGGAAGUACAGCUGCUGCCCUCACCUGGACGGAAGUGUGGCGGCCUCCUCACCUGGGCGUCUCUCCACCUCGCCAGAGGCUGGGCGGGGCGAGCGGGGCUCUAGCCCCUGGGCGUCUGCGCGCCUGUAAAAGUUCCGGGGAUGCGCUGACUCAACGUAAAAUAUCCUAAAUGUCAAUCUGUGUCCCCAUCGUCCUAAGGGUGCUUGUUUGCUCGUGGCUUUUGGGGAUCAAGCUCAGGUCCUUGUGCUUUUGAGAUGAACACUUAGCAGAAGCCAGCUCCCCAGUCCUGAACAGACACUAAAUGAGAUUAAGAUGGUCCCUGAUCAAGGAUGACAAGCGAACAUAUUAAAAAAAAAAAAUCUCGCCUUUGUGACUGACUGCGUCUAGUUAUCUCAGGGAGCACCCUUAGAAAACCUAAGCUGCCCUACAAGAGUCAGGCUCCUUUAAGGCCCUUCCUUAUCUCGGAGGCGGAACCGGAAGCGCGAGGACGCGGUGCCCAACAUGGCGGCCGCCUGGCCCGCGGGUCGGGCUUCUCCAGCGGCGGGGCCUCCGGCCCUCCUCCGCACUCUGUGGCUCGUGACGGUCGCCGCGGGACAUUGUGGGGCUGCUGCCUCUGGCGCUGUCGGAGGCGAGGAGACGCCCAAGUGUGAGGACCUCAGAGUGGGACAAUAUAUUUGUAAAGAACCAAAAAUAAAUGAUGCUACGCAAGAACCAGUUAAUUGUACAAACUACACAGCUCAUGUUCAAUGUUUUCCAGCACCCAACAUAACUUGUAAGGAUUUGAGUGGUAAUGAAACACAUUUUACUGGAAGUGAAGUUGGUUUUCUCAAGCCCAUAUCUUGCCGAAAUGUGAAUGGCUAUUCAUACAAAGUGGCAGUUGCACUAUCUCUUUUUUUGGGAUGGCUGGGAGCAGAUCGAUUUUACCUCGGAUAUCCUGCCUUAGGCUUGUUAAAGUUUUGCACUGUGGGAUUUUGCGGAAUUGGGAGCCUAAUUGAUUUCGUCCUUAUUUCAAUGCAGAUCGUCGGCCCUUCGGAUGGGAGUAGUUACAUUAUAGACUAUUAUGGAACCAGACUCACGAGACUCAGCGUUACUAAUGAGACAUUUAGAAAAACACAGUUGUAUCCAUGAGUGUUUGAAAGAGGAACAGAUUUGAGCCUCCCUGAUUUCAAUCAAGAGCCCUGUGUGUGGAAUUCCAGAUUUCCUUUUCCUUUAGUAUCACUUUAUGGGUUCUAGAUGAUGUUUGACAUGUGCUCAACCUUGAUUUGUUGAUUUAGUUAGAGUAUACUAUUCCUAGAUUUAUUUAAUAGUCUUUCUUAAAAUCAGUAUACUAUGUUUCGAGGGCUUCUGUCUCUAUGAGACAGCUAGUCUAUCACUUUGUUACUAUUGUAUUACUGUCAUGUCCUUUACACGUCACUUGUCAUUUUUAUUUGUGAAAAAUAAAAAGAUAACUUAUUCACA
Rattus norvegicus (Norway rat) is the source of this 1459-nucleotide messenger RNA. The record is from RefSeq and is a predicted model, not a curated record. Lineage: Eukaryota; Metazoa; Chordata; Mammalia; Rodentia; Muridae.